CAGAGCUAAAACAGUUUCAGUCGUGCUGACUGUCCGUUUUAGGACAUUUUUUGGACCAGUGACGGUCAGGUUCUGUCUGAAGUGUGUGCAGUGAACAGUUCCACUCUUUUAGCAUAAGGCAUUAGCAUUAGCAUUAGCAUCGGUGGUCGUAGGUAAUCCUAAAAACGAGACUAAAGUAAAGAAAACACAGCAAAGGAAGAUCAGGUCAAAGAUUUCACAAACUGUAUUUCAUUAGAAACAUCAGGAUGUAAACAGCAUCUCUGAAAACAUCUCAGCUCCGCUCUAAAUGUCUUCUUCAGCUCUUUAUCAGCCGUCUGCUCAGCUCACUCUGUCAAACUAUCACCUGGAACAGAAACAGGAAGUGAACGUUGAAGUGAUCCAUAAACUCAGACACAGCUAACAGUGGUGCUCUGAAGAUCCAGCAUCACCUGGAGAAACCCUCAACUAGAAAAGAUCUGCUGGUUAAAAGCGCCAUCUCGUGGGAACAUUUAUUCAUUACAUCUCCCCUAAAAAAACAAGAUUCAGUGAUUCCCGAAGAGAAUAAAACAGAGGAUGGAUUCAGCGAACGGUUGAGAACAGACUGUAGUGAUGCACAUUCUGUGGAGACAGAUGUUUCCUAUGAAUGUGAAGACUUUCAGACAAAUGACAGGAGUGAUGUUAGAAAUGAAUCUAAAGAUGGUGUUAUCAGGACAAAACAGCAGGCACUGAUGAGGAACAGUAAUGAUCAUCUUUAUUGUUUUUGUCCAGCAGAUAUGAGGAGAGUUUGUUAAAGACAUGAAGUUCUCACAGCUCUGCUCCCUCUGCUGAUGGAGUGAGAGGAAGAAGAGCAGAAAAGAGCUGAACAUUACAGAGCAAACAGUGAGCUGAGCUUUGGACUGAGGCAGGGCUGCAGAGGAGAUGAAGCAGAGAAACUAGAUGUGUAGAACCAGAAGCUAAAGGAGGAAACAAAGCUGACAAGCAGCGGCUUUAGGGGCGGAGCCUCACUGAGAGGAGAUUCUACGUCACUGUUGAAAGUGAAAGUAACGUCAGUCAGAGCGACGACAGAGCUGCAGUUCAGAAGAAUCUCUGUGUUUGUGUCUGAACUCAGUUCAGCUGCUGCUCCUCAACCAGUGACUCAGACUGAGGUGAGUCCAGCUGACAGGACGUCUGAUAGUUUGUUAGUGGAUUCAAUCCAAAGAGGCAGAAAGCAGCAAACACCACGUUUCCUCCUUUCUAACUGCCACACCACAACAAUCUGACUGAGUGUGCUUUCUGAUUUUCUUUGACUUUUGAACCAAAAUAAAUCACCUGCUGUGUUUGUUUCUGGUUUCCACGUGAGAAACCAUCAAAGUGAACUCCUAAACUUUGUAGUUGUGUUUUUUCUUGUUUCUUUUUCCACUUGGUGUGGACAGUAGAGCUGUGGACAGACAGCAGAAAUGAAAUGGAAAAAAGUCCAAAUAAAAGCUGCCAGAAUAGAAUGAUGCUUGUAGAAAAGUGUGACUUUCUCCUAACUCAGGAUCUACAGCAGGACUCUGUUCAGAAAGCAGGUUUCUGGUGAAAACUGAGUUUGUGUCUCUGAGAUGAAGGAAACUCUGAGUUUUCUGAUCCACUAAUACUUUGGCUGCUUCUCAGUACCAGAUAUGCAGGUCAGGACUAGACAAAUAAAGAUUAAUGAGAACUCAUCAGCACCAUUUGUCAUCUAAGAAGUCAUUUAUGACACUUGUGGAUGUGUGACGACAUGAUCCUGUCCCCUAAAAUGUCUGCCAACUUUACAAGCCUUUCAGAAAGAAGACGUCAUGAUUCCACCUGCAGCACUGACAACCUCGUUAACUCUGUGGUCGUAAACGUGUUGCACAAUCAAAGCCAGUGGUGAACGCACUCUUUCCUGACCUGUAACGGCUGCUUCAUGAUAUGGCUCUGUCUGCCCGUUAUCAUCUGGCUCAUUCCAGAUUUUAGAACAAUUUAGGAUCCAGUUUGUCGUGUUUUUUUUCGAAUCUUAAUCUAUGCUACAGGGUACUAUGUACAAUUUCUUGCUCAGGAGCAAAAUAUGGAAAAAUGUAUGACAGUGUAUGAUCAGUACCCUUUUGUAUCAUUAGUGGAUUGUUAUGCACAAAGCCCCAAGUAUUUUCCAACAUAAUUACCACACCAGUGGAUACACAUGCAUGUUCAUCUUAUUGUACAUAGUACCCUAUAGUGUAGAUUAAGAUUCGCCAGUAGCCAGUAAUGGCCAAGUUUGGGGGUAAAAUUGAGCAUGAUGCAGUGAUGGCUAGAAGUUGGGACUUUGCAUGGCUACAGUAAGAGGAUAGAUGAGUUACUGUGCAAAUUUGCAGAUCUCUGCCACCUGUGCUUCAUUGACUUCAGGCACUUUUCAUGGGGGGCAAUGUUCAGCAGUCCAUAUCUCUCUAAACAAUUUUCCGAGAGGGCUCCCCCUGUAUAAGUUAUAAGCCAGUCUGGUCUAGAGCAAUACGAAAUGGUGCUAAGACAUUAAUCUGUAAGAUUUCUAGUAUUUUUAACACCCUUAACCCUACUUGCAAGUGGUUUUUACAAAUAAUUUACACAUUCUGGGCAAGCCCCCCCGCUCUGUAGAGACUUCUCCUGAGUGUGUGUGUUGUAGGACAUCACCAACAUGUAGAGAACUUGGAGAAAAAAUUUCAAGUCUCUGUGAUACCCAGAAGCAGAGAUAUAAGCAUUUCAAAACCUAAAAAUUCCAGGCGAAAAUUGGGGGGGGGGGGGGGGGGGGGAGGGCAUUUUGGCCUGAAUUAUUAAAUUUGAAAAUGCCAUAACUCAAAAACUACUGGGAGUAGAUGCCUGUAAUUUUGCACACAAAGCUUUUUAUCAUGGUCUUCCACCACCAGCAUCCACAGUAAAAUUGAAGAUGGAGCUGCAACCACCUUCCUGAAUGUUUGGUGUUUUGGAUGGAAUAAGCCACAGUUAAGAUGUUGACCAGAUGAAGGUGUUUGGAGGGUCAUUAGACUGAAUGGUUCUACCUCUGUAGGCCUCCACUCAGGUUACUUUGGUCUACACAUCGUCUCUCUCUCUCCUCUAGGAUCCACACCUCUUGUCUGUAGUUUGUUUCCUCGUUUGUUUCUGGCUGGUAACUCACACAUGCCUCACUCAUCACCGCCAACACUACUGACGCUUAGAUUCCUCACCUCAAGCUCAUCACUGGCUGUCCUGAUAUUCCUUUGAAACGAAACACAGAUGUGGCAUCUUAGACUUGUUUCUCCUCUUUGUCACUGGCUGUGAGCUAGCUUUUGACAAGUGCUAUUGGGAUCCCCAGAUAUCUCAUGAAUCAAAAAAUGAAGCAGUUUCACUUGUUAAUGAAAAUAUACAACAGCUGCUUCAGUCAUGCAGACUGGUGGUGAAUCAGAAGGUAAACUGUGCAGCUGUUUUCACAGAAAUGAUUGAUUUUUUUCAUAUCUGUUGGAUCUUUACAGGGUGAAAGAUGACGACGCCUAAAGAAGUCCUUUUGGGAACUUUGAACGAGUUGGUAGAAGAGGAGUUUGAUAAAUUCAAAUGGUUCUUGAACCAGGAAGAAAUCCUAAAAGACUUCAAAUCAAUCCCAAAAUCACGACUGGAAAAGGCAAAGAGGUUCAGCACUGUGGAUGAAAUGGUCCAGACCUAUGGUACUACAGAUGCCCUUAAAGUCACUGAGAAGGUUUUAUUGGAGAUGAAGAAAAUUGAUCUGGUGAGGAAAAUCUCAGGAACCAUCAAAGAACAUACAGAGAUUGUUUCCAGGUGUCAAGACAAACUGAAGUUUAACCUAAAGAAGAAAUUCCAGAGAGUGUUUGAGGGCAUCACUAAAGCAGGACAGCCGACCCUCCUGAAUGAGAUCUACACAGAGCUGUACAUCACAGAGGGAGGGACUGCAGAGAUCAAUGAUGAAGCAGCAUCCAGGAAAGCAGACGGAGCAGAAAGAAGCAUCAGAGCAGAAGACAUCUUUAGAGGCUCACCUGGAAGAGAUGGACCAAUCAGAACAGUGAUGACACAGGGAGUGGCUGGCAUCGGGAAAACAGUGUUAACACAGAAGUUCACUCUGGACUGGGCUGAAGACAAAAGCAACCAGGACAUCCACUUCAUGUUUCCAUUGACUUUCAGAGAGCUGAAUGUGGUGAAAGAGAGAAAGUUCAGCUUGAUGGAACUUGUUCAUGACUUCUUCAGUGAAACCAAAGCAGCAGGAAUCUGCAGCUUUGAAGACUUCCAGGUUGUGUUGAUCUUUGACGGUCUGGAUGAGUGUCGUCUUCCUCUGGACUUCCACAACAAUGAGGUCCUGACUGAUGUUAGUGAGUCCACCUCAGUGGAUGUGCUGCUGACAAACCUGAUCAGGGGGAAUCUGCUUCCCUCUGCUCGCCUCUGGAUAACCACACGACCUGCAGCAGCCAAUCAGAUCCCUCCUGACUGUGUGGACAUGGUGACGGAGGUCAGAGGGUUCACCGACCCACAGAAGGAGGAGUACUUCAGGAAGAGAUCCAGAGAUGAGGAGCAGGCCAGCAGCAUCAUCUCCCACAUGAAGACAUCACGAAGCCUCCACAUCAUGUGCCACAUCCCAGUGUUCUGCUGGAUCACUGCUACAGUUCUGGAGGAGCUGCUGAGAAGCAGAGAGGGAGGAGAUCUACCCAGAACCCUGACUGAGAUGUUCAUCCACCACCUGGUGGUUCAGACCAAAGUCAAGAAGGUCAAGUAUGAUGGAGGAGCUGAGACAGAUCCACACUGGAGUCCAGACAGCAGGAGGAUGGUUGAGUCUCUGGGAAAACUGGCUUUUGAGCAGCUGCAGAAAGGAAACCUGAUCUUCUAUGAGUCUGACCUGACAGAGUGUGGCAUCGAUGUGGAAGCAGCCUCAGUGUACUCAGGAGUGUUCACGCAGAUCUUUAAAGAGGAGAGAGGGCUGUACCAGGACAAGGUGUUCUGCUUCGUCCAUCUGAGCAUUCAGGAGUUUCUGGCUGCAGUCUACAUGUUCCACUGUUACACCAACAGGAAGGAGGAGGUUCUGGAGGACUUCCUGGGAAAAGACUGGAAAGACGAGAACAGAGACACUCUGGAUGUGUUCCUGAAGAGAAUCAUGGAGAAAUCCCUCAGAAGUAGAAAUGGUCAUCUGGACCUGUUUGUUCGCUUCCUUCAUGGCCUCUGUCUGGAGUCCAACCAGAGACUCUUAGGAGGUCUGCUGGGUUGGACAGAGAAGCGUCCAGAAAUGAUCCAGAGAGUCAUCAACAACCUGAAGAAGAUGAAGAGUGAUAAAAUAUCUCCAGACAGAAGCAUCAACAUCUUCCACUGUCUGAUGGAGAUGAAGGAUCUCUCAGUUCAUCAGGAGAUCCAAGAGUUCCUGCAGUCAGAGAACAGAUCAAAGAAGGAACUCUCUUUGAUCCACUGCUCAGCUCUGGCCUACAUGCUGCAGAUGUCAGAGGAGGUUCUGGAUGAGUUGGAGCUGGGCAUGUACAACAUAUCAGAGGGGGGACGACUGAGGCUGAUUCCAGCUGUGAGGAACUGCAGAAAGUUUGGAUUUUCUGGCUGUCAACUCUCAGAGAGUCACUAUGAAGUCGUGGCCUCAGCUCUGAAGUCCAACCCCUCCCAUCUGGUAGAUCUGGACCUGGGUAGAAAGAUCAACAUGAAGGAUUCAGGAAUGAAGCAUCUUUGUGAUGGACUGCAGAGUCCAAACUGUAAACUGGAGACUCUCAGAUUGUAUCACUGCAUGUUGUCAGAGAUCAGCUGCUAUUCUCUGGUCUCAGCUCUGAAGUCCAACCCCUCCCAUCUGGAACAUCUGGACCUGAGCUGGAACCCGGUGAAGGAUCCAGGAGUGAAACAUCUGAGUGGUUUUGUGGAGAGUCCAGACUGCAUCCUGAAGACUCUGAGACUGGAGAACUGCAGUUUGUCAGAGAUCAGCUGUGAUUCUCUGGGCUCAGCUCUGAAGUCCAACCCCUCACAUCUGGAACAUCUGGACCUGAGCUGGAACGAAGACCUGAAGGAUUCAGGAGUGAAACAUCUGAGUGGUUUUGUGGAGAGUCCAGAUUGCAUCCUGAAGACUCUGAGAUUGGCGAAAUGCAGUUUGUCAGAGAUCAGCUGUGAUUCUCUGGUCUCAGCUCUGAAGUCCAACCCCUCCCAUCUGGAACAUCUGGAACAUCUGGACCUGAGCUGCAACAACCUGCAGGAUUCAGGAGUGAAACAUCUGAGUGGUUUUGUGGAGAAUCCAGACUGCAUCCUGAAGACUCUGAGAUUGAAGAAAUGCAGGUUGUCAGAGAUCAGCUGUGAUUCUCUGGCCUCAGCUCUGAAGUCCAACCCCUCACAUCUGGAACAUCUGGACCUGAGCUGGAACAGAGACCUGAAGGAUUCAGGAGUGAAACAUCUGAGUGGUUUUGUGGAGAGUCCAGACUGCAUCCUGAAGACUCUGAGAUUGAAGGGCUGCAGUUUGUCAGAGAUCAGCUGUGAUUCUCUGGUCUCAGCUCUGAAGUCCAACCCCUCACAUCUGGAACAUCUGGACCUGAGCUUCAACAGCAUUCAGGAUUCAGGAGUGAAACAUCUGAGUGGUUUUGUGGAGAGUCCAGACUGCAUCCUGAAGACUCUGAGAUUGGAGGACUGCAGUUUGUCAGAGAUCAGCUGUGAUUCUCUGGUCUCAGCUCUGAAGUCCAACCCCUCACAUCUGGAACAUCUGGACCUGAGCUGGAACAGCCUGAAGGAUUCAGGAGUGAAACAUCUGUUAGAUCUUCUGGAGAGUCCAGACUGCAUCCUGAAGACUCUGAGAAUCGAUGACAGACUGUUUGAAACUUCCAGAAACAAAACCCGUGUCUCUGACGUUAAACUGGAGCCAAACACAGCCGACACAGAGCCGGACCUUUCUGAGGACGACCCAGAGCUGAUGAAGAUUUCAUCUCUCUUCACACCUGAACUGCAAAUGGAGUCUGCACAAAUCUCAUACAGGUUCAGGUGUACUGGUCCAGGUGUGUUCCAGUGUUCUGAGACUGGACUGGUGUUUGUUAUGACUCAAGAGGCGGAGCUGCUGUACGGGAUCGUUCAAUGGGAGGAGAACCGCCUCAAAUUGACUGGUAAAGAAGCUGCAGGACCGCUGUUUGACAUCCGGUGCUCUGAGGAUGCAGUCCGUCAGCUCCACUUCCCACACUGUGAAACAAAGGAUGCGCUGAGUAUCGAUGGACUGCUGUCUGUUGCCCACUUCACUAAUGAUGGAAUGAGCAUCUUGAAGCCGCUGCAGAUCACUGACACUCAUGUGGUCGUGGAGGUCGCUCACCUCUCUCUCUUCGGCCUCAUCUGGGAUCCUGUUAAAAGGUGGCUCUCACUACCAGUAAACGGACAAGUGUUGCUGUUCCUCCGGCCUCCAAUCAGAGGUCCUCGGACACUUGAUGUGUUUCUGCUGCAGGAGAACAUCCCUGUAAAAGAGGUUGCUGCCCAACGAGGAAAUGCAGAAUACAUCGAGAUCUCAGCUGACUGUUUGUUCAGCUUUGGUUGUAGUUACAGUGUCCGCUGUGAGCAGGAGGGCUUGAAAAUACAGCCGACGCGUGCACAAUUUUGUUCACAUUUUGGACCCAAUUUCCACCCAACAUUUGAGGUUUUCCUGAAUACAAAUCCAGAUUUAGUGACUUUGAUGGUCCAAGACCAAGAGGAGAGAGAAGUGUGGAAACGUGAUGUUCAUCUGACAGGUCCAGGAAGAGACACAGAGCAGAGAGUCCAACCACAGGACUGGCUGUUAUCAGUUCGGACACGGUUGAUAAACGGACUGUCAGACGUUACUGUGAACCAGCUCCUGGACAGACUCUAUGACCAGAGAGUUAUCAGUGAAGAAGAGAAGGACGUCAUCAGAGCACAGACCGGAGCAGAUAAAGCACGGCAGCUCAUCGACGGGGUUCAUAGAAAGGGACCUGAUGCUGUUUCACGUCUGAAAACUGCUCUUAGUGAGGUCGAUUCAUUCCUUUUCAGAAACCUGAACCUGACGUAAAAACCAGAAAGUGUGGAGUUGAGAUGAUUUCCUCCUGUAAGAGCUGGCCUGUGGACACUCACAUCACCUUUAAAUGACCAGCUCUGCUGUUUGAAGUCUGACUCUGAAACUGAUUUAGUCUCUGUCAUCCAACUAAACCUGGACAGCUGAACGUGAUUAAAUCACAUGAAACUUGAACUGACGAUGGGACGAUUAAGGAGCUCUACAACGAGCAGGACGCCUGCUCUGGACUCUUACAGACUGCUGCAUCGUCUCUGGCAGUUGUUGGACAGAUGUGGACUUUCUGGCCAGCGUUUGGAUCUCCUGUGGACUCACUGCGUUGCACUUUAAUGAAAUGGGAUUGUUCUUUAGCUGAGGAUGACUCCAAGUUUGAUGUCCUGAAAGUGGGACGAAGACGCUCCCACUUCAGAGGACGGACGAGGAGAGGAACCACGUCUGGUUGGAGAGCUGGAGAUGACCUGACAUGGCUGGAGGACUUGAUCUGAGGCCUUCUGAUGGAUGAAGAUGGAAGAUGCUGAGGAGGAAGAGGAAGGCCUGAUGAAGACGCCUCUGUGACCCACUGAUGUCUACAG
This is a messenger RNA of Acanthochromis polyacanthus (spiny chromis), 8490 nucleotides long. Its product is annotated as NACHT, LRR and PYD domains-containing protein 12-like. The coding region runs from base 3425 to 7918 and encodes 1497 amino acids. Gene Ontology annotation, molecular function: protein binding. Lineage: Eukaryota; Metazoa; Chordata; Actinopteri; Pomacentridae. The transcript has 17 exons. Gene Ontology annotation, biological process: regulation of apoptotic process. The record is from RefSeq and is a predicted model, not a curated record.